GCGGGGCCCGGCUUUCUGCCACUGGGAGCCCGCCGAGGUGCGGGCCUGAAGGAGCACUCUCGAGCAGAGGCGCUGCUGUGCUGAGUGCGACGCGCGCCCACCUCCAGGGGAAGGAACGGCGAGGCUGAGGACCCGGACCGUCGCGGAGAUGGAGCGCUGGGCGGCGGCGGCGGCGUGCACGCUUCUGCUGGCUUUCGCCGCCUGCCUGGCGCCAGCCAGUGGACGAGAAUGUCACAGUGAUGAGUUUCGGUGCGGCCAGGGGCAUUGUAUCGAUGCAUCCUGGAGGUGUGAUGGAGUCAGAGACUGCAUGGAUGGCACGGAUGAAAUUGGCUGCACUCGCUCUACUUGCCUUUCCACCCAGUUCCAGUGUCAGAGUGGAGGACUGUGCAUCCCUCUCUCUUGGGUGUGUGACGAUGAGGAAGACUGUCAGGAUGGCUCAGAUGAACAGCAGCACUGCCCUGGGAGAACCUGCUUAAGCCGUCAGUUUACCUGCUCCAAUGGUGAAUGUAUCCCAGAGGAAUACAGAUGUGACCAUGCCGUAGACUGCGUUGAUGGAACUGAUGAGAAAAACUGCCGAUACCCAGCAUGCGAGCAGCAGACUUGUGCAAAUGGAGCCUGCUAUAACACUAGUCAGAGGUGUGACGGGAAGGCUGAUUGCAGAGAUGUCUCUGAUGAACUUAACUGCACUCAUGGAUGCUCCCACUCUGAGUUUCACUGUGGCAGUGGGGAGUGCAUUGCUAAAGCCUACGUCUGCGACCAUAGCUUUGACUGUGAAGAUGGCAGUGAUGAACAUUCUUGCAGUUCUUAUAAAACCUGCUUCGGCAACGAGUUCACGUGCCCCAAUGGUUUCUGCAUUAAUCAAAAUUGGGUUUGUGAUGGAGAGGCUGACUGUGUAAAUAAUGCCGAUGAAGAUGGAUGUGAAAGCAGAAUUAGUCGUACUUAUGACUGUUACCCAAAUGAAUGGGCUUGUCCAAAGUCUGGAAAAUGCAUCCCCAUUACUAAAGUUUGCGAUAGGAUUUCAGAUUGUCCAGAAGGAGAAGAUGAAAAUAAUAUCACUGAAGGACGACACUGUGAUGUGAAUUUGUGUCCAUUCUUGGGCUGUGAGUACCAAUGCCACAAAUCACCAGAUGGAGGGAUGUGUUAUUGUCCCUCAGGUUUUGUUGUCAACCAAAAUAGCACUCGUAACUGUGUCGAUUUUGAUGAUUGCCAGAUGUGGGGAGUUUGUGACCAGAUAUGUGAAGAUCGAAUUGGCCAUCACCGGUGCCACUGUGUGGAGGGGUAUACCUUGGAGCACGAGCGGCGUUGCAAAGCUGAUGCUUCGUCUGGUGAGGCCAUGGUUAUCUUCUCCAACGGUCGGGAUUUGCUAAUGGGUAAUAUUCAUGGAAGUGCCUUUCAGAUCCUGGUAGAGUCUCAAAAUCGUGGAUCGGCUGUGGGUGUGGAUUUUCACUAUGCACUACAGAGAAUCUUUUGGACUGACACUGUGCAAAAUAAGGUUUUUUCAGCUAGCAUUAAUGGUUUAGAUAUCCAAGAAGUUCUCAAUGUUUCUAUUGAGGACCCAGAGAAUCUGGCUGUGGACUGGGUAAACAAUAAACUUUAUGUUGUGGAGACCAACAUCAACCGCAUAGACAUGGUAGACUUGGAUGGAAGCCAGCGGGUUACCCUUAUAACUGAAAAUUUGGGGCGUCCUAGAGGGAUUGCCCUGGACCCAACUGUUGGUUAUUUAUUUUUCUCAGAUUGGCAGAGCCUUUCUGGGGCACCUAAGAUAGAACGGGCUUUCAUGGAUGGCUCCAACCGGAAAGACUUGGUAAACAGAAAGCUGGGAUGGCCUGGUGGGAUAACCCUGGAUAUAUUAUCAAAUCGUGUUUACUGGGUUGAUUCCCGGUUUGAUUACAUUGAGACUGUAACUUAUGAUGGACUUCAAAGGAAGACAGUAGUUCAUGGAGGCUCAAACAUUCCUCAUCCCUUUGGAAUAAGCUUGUUUGAAGAUACUGUGUUCUUUACUGACUGGACAAAGAUGGCUGUAAUGAAGGCAAACAAGUUCACAGACUCCAACCCACAAAUAUACUUCCAGUCUUCCCUGAGGCCUUUUGGAGUGACUGUUUACCAUUCCUUAAGGCAGCCCUAUGCUGUCAGUCCAUGUGGAAAUAACAAUGGGGGCUGUCAACACAUCUGUGCCCUCAGCCACAGAACAGAUAGUGGGGGUUUGGGUUACCGCUGCAAGUGCAGGUUCGGCUACAUUCUGGAUACGGACGAACGCAACUGUGUUGCUGCUAAGCAGUUUCUCUUCUUUUCAUCUGAUGUGGCUGUUCGUGGCAUCCCGCUUACCGUGUCUAACCAGGCAGAUGUCAUCCUUCCAGUGACAGGAAGUCCUUCUGUCUUUGUUGGGAUUGAUUUCGAUGCCCAGGAGGGUGCCAUCUUUUUUUCAGAUACAUCAAAAGACCUGAUUUCUAAACAAAAGCUCGAUGGCACAGGAAGAGAAGUUAUCACAGCUAACAGGGUGCCAAGUGUUGAAAGUCUGAGUUUGGACUGGAUUUCAAAGAAUCUCUAUUGGACAGAUGCUUCUUAUAGGAGUGUCAGUGUCAUAAAGCUAGCUGAUAAAUCGAGACGCACAAUCAUCCAGAAUUUAAAUAACCCACGAUCAAUCGUAGUUCAUCCUAUUGCUGGGUAUAUAUUCUUUACUGAUUGGUUCCGUCCCGCUAAAAUUCUGAGAGCGUGGUGUGAUGGAUCUCAUGUUUUGCCUAUUGUAAACACUACUCUUGGAUGGCCCAAUGGGUUGGCCAUUGAUUGGGGUCCUUCACGACUGUACUGGGUAGAUGCCUUUUUUGAUAAAAUUGAGCACAGUACCUUUGAUGGUUCAGACAGAAGAUCCCUGGACCGUAUACAGCAGAUGACACAUCCAUUUGGACUUACCAUCUUUCAAGACCAUAUAUAUUUUACUGACUGGAGACUGCGUGCUAUUGUUCGAAUCAGGAAAACAGAUGGGAGAGAAGUGACAGUUCUCCGAGCCGGCGUCGGUAACGUAAUGCGUGUGAAAGUAUAUGAUGCCAACAUCCAAACUGGAUCUAAUGCCUGUAAUCGACCCACCAAUCCAAACGGCGACUGCAGCCACUUCUGCUUCCCAGUGCCAAAUUUCCAGCGGGUGUGUGGGUGCCCUUACGGAAUGAGUCUGACCUCCAAUCGCCUGACGUGUGUGGAAGACCCAUCCCGGGAGCCGCCCGUGGAGCAGUGUGGUAGCUUUUCCUUCCCUUGUAACAAUGGCAGAUGUGUGCCCACAUACUACCGCUGUGAUGGAGUUGACGACUGUCAUGAUAACAGUGAUGAAGUUCUGUGUGGCUCAUUUAAUACCUCCUGUGCACCUUCGGCGUUCUCGUGUGGCCAUGGAGAAGAGUGCAUUCCUGGAUACUGGCGCUGUGACAAACACAAUGACUGUGUGGAUGGCAGCGACGAGCAGAACUGCCCCACCCAGGAACCCACGUCCUGUCGGGCAAACUAUUUCACCUGUGACAAUGGCCUGUGUAUCCCGAUGAGCUGGGUCUGUGACACAGAUAAUGAUUGUUCGGAUGGAUCUGAUGAAAAGAGUUGCAAUCUUACAAACACCUGCUCCCCUAAUCAGUUUCGUUGCCCUAAUCAUCGAUGUAUUGACAUAACCUUUGUCUGUGAUGGGGAAAACGACUGUGUUGAUGGGUCUGAUGAGAGUGCUUGUGUUGUUAAUUGCACUGCUUCUCAGUUCAGAUGUGCCAGUGACAGUAAAUGUAUUAGCAACAUAUAUCGUUGUGAUGGUGUUUUUGACUGCAGUGACCACUCUGAUGAGAUAAAUUGUCAAACCAGGCCUCCUGGUAUGUGCCACCAAGAUGAAUUUCAGUGCCAAGCAGAUGGUACCUGCAUUCCGAAGAGCUGGGAGUGUGACGGGCAUGCAGACUGCCUCCAGGGAUCCGAUGAGCACAGUGGCUGUGCCAUCAAAACCUGCCCUUCAUCUCAUUUCCUCUGUGGCAACGGAGUCUGCAUCUUCAGAGAGUGGCUCUGUGAUGGGGACAAUGACUGCGGGGAUAUGAGUGAUGAGAAGGACUGCCCUACUCAGGCCUUUCAUUGUCCCAGUUGGCAAUGGCAGUGCCCCGGCUAUAGCAUCUGUGUGAAUCUGAGUGCAGUGUGUGAUGGCGUCUCUGACUGCCCCAAUGGGACAGAUGAGUCCCCACUUUGCAACCAGGAGAGCUGCUCAGAUUCCAAUGCUGGUUGUACUCACCAGUGUAUCCAAGGGCCCUUUGGAGCUCAGUGCCAAUGUCCAUUGGGAUACCUGCUUGCCAAUGAUUCUAAGACCUGUGAAGACAUAGACGAAUGUCGUAUUCCAGGCUUUUGUAGCCAGCACUGUUACAACCUGAGAGGUUCUUUCCGGUGCUGGUGUGAUACGGAAUACAGGUUAGACGCUGACAGCAGGACUUGCAAAGCUACAGCAUCUGAAAGUCUGCUGUUAGUUGUGGCAAGUCAGAACCAGCUCGUUGCUGACAACAUCACCAACCAAGUGCACUAUAUCCAUUCACUUGUCCAGAGCGGUUCUCACAUUGCAGCUGUUGAUUUUGAUUCAGUCAGUGGUCGUAUCUUUUGGUCUGAUGGAACUCAGGGUAAAAUCUGGAGUGCAUUUCAAAAUGGAACAGACAGAAAAGUAAUACUUGACAGUAGUGUCACCAUGACUCAAAGUAUUGCGGUGGAUUGGGUAGGACGUAAUCUUUACUGGACAGACUUUAUUCUGCAAACAAUUGAAGUCUCUAAACUGGAUGGGAGCCACAGGACUGUGCUGAUUAGUGAAAAUGUAACAAAUCCAAGGGGACUGGCAUUAGAUCCCAGAGUGAGUGACCGUGUGAUCUUCUGGUCUGACUGGGCCCGUCAACCUCGUAUUGAACGAGCCAGCAUGGAUGGCAGUCUGCGUACUGUCAUUAUCCAGGAGAAGAUCUUCUGGCCCAAUGGCUUAACUAUUGACUACCCCAACAGACUGCUUUAUUUCAUGGAUGGCUAUCUUGAUUACAUAGACUUUUGUGAAUACGAUGGAAGCAAUCGGAGGCAGGUGAUAGCCAGUGAUUCGAUUCUGCGGCAUCCAUACGCCCUAACUCUCUUUGAAGAUUCUGUGUACUGGACUGACCGCUCUACUCAAGAGAUUUUUAAAGCCAACAAAUGGCAUGGGGGGAACCUGUCGAUGGUAAUGUCUCUUCACCAGCCCCUUGGGAUUGUUGUGGUUCAUCCUGCAAAACAACCAGCUUCCAGAAAUCCAUGCGCCCAAGCCCACUGCAGCCAUCUAUGUCUGCUAUCCUCAGAGAGGCUUUACACCUGUGUUUGUCCUUCAGGGUGGAGGCUCUCUCAUGAUUCAAUGACAUGCAUGAGAGGUGAUGAGGCUUUCUUAGUAGUUGUUAGACACAGCAUAAUUUUUGGGAUCUCCCUUAAUCCUGAGGUGAAGUCCGACAACGCUAUGGUGCCUGUAUCAGGGAUACACAAUGGCUAUGAUGUGGAAGUUGAUACCUUGGAGCAAUUCAUCUAUUGGAUUGAAAAUCCAGGGGAGAUUCACAGGGUGAAGACAGAUGGCACCAACAGGACGGUCUUGGUUCCGCUGUCUAGGCUGGGGUCUGCCACGAGCCUGGCCUUAGACUGGCUAUCAAGAAACCUUUAUUAUACCGAUCAUGGAACUCGUUCAAUUCAGGUUUUGACACUCCGAGGAGAUGUCAGAUAUGGAAAAACAUUGAUUACCAAUGAUGGGACAGAUCUUGGAGUUGGUUUUCCAGUUGGCUUAACUAUUGAUCCUGUUAAUGGGAAGCUGUACUGGUCAGACCGAGGAACUGACAGCGGCAUACCUGCCAAGAUUGCCAGCGCGAACAUGGAUGGCACGUCUCGGAGAACUCUCUUUACUGGGAACCUUGAGAACCUGGAGUUUAUCACCCUUGAUAUUGAGGAGCAGAAACUGUACUGGGCGGUCAGCAGCACAGGAGUGAUUGAAAGAGGAAAUGUGGAUGGUACAAAUCGAAUGAUCCUGGUAAACCAUCUUUCCCACCCCUGGGGAAUUGCUGUCCAUGGCCCCUUCCUUUAUUAUACUGAUGAUCAGUAUGAGGUCAUUGAAAGAGUUGACAAGGCCACCGGCGCCAACAAAAUAGUCCUGAGAAAUAAUAUCCCAAAUCUCAGGGGCCUUCGAAUUUAUCAAAGACAUGACUCCGAAUCCUCAAAUGGCUGUAGCAACAACAUGAACGCCUGUCAGCAGAUUUGCCUGCCUGUACCGGGAAGACUGUUCUCAUGUGCCUGUGCCACCGGAUUUAAACUCAAUCCUGAUAAUCGGACCUGCUCUCCAUAUAACUCUUUCAUUGUUGUUUCCAUGCUGUCUGCAAUCAGAGGCUUUAGCUUGGAAUUGUCAGAUCAUGCAGAAGCCAUGGUGCCAGUGGCAGGCAGAGAGCGAAAUGCACUGCACGUGGAUGUGGAUGUAUCUUCUGGCUUUAUUUAUUGGUGUGAUUUUAGCAACUCUGUGUCAUCUAAUAAUGCAAUCCGUAGAAUCAAGCCAGAUGGGUCUAGUUUUACCAACAUCAUUACAGAUGGGAUCGGAGAAAAUGGAGUCCGGGGUAUUGCAGUGGAUUGGGUAGCAGGAAAUCUUUAUUUCACCAAUGCUUUCAGGUCUGAAACAUUGAUAGAAGUUCUAAGGAUCAAUACCACCCUCCGCCGUGUUCUCCUUAAAACCACAGUGGAUAUGCCCAGGCAUAUCGUUGUAGACCCCAAGAACAGAUACCUCUUCUGGGCCGACUACGGGCAAAACCCAAAGAUUGAACGUUCUUAUCUUGACUGUACCAAUAGAACUCUGCUUGUGUCAGAGGGCAUUGCCACACCACGGGGCUUGGCAUUGGACCAUAGCAGUGGCUAUGUUUAUUGGGUUGAUGAUGCUUUAGAUGUAAUUGCAAGAGUCAGCAUCGAAGGAGGGGAAUCUCAAGUGAUUCGUUUUGGCGGCCGUUACCCAACUCCUUAUGCCAUCACCGUAUUUGGAAAUUCUAUCAUAUGGGUGGACAGGAAUUUGAAAAAAAUCUUCCAAGCUAGCAAGGAGCCACAUAACACAGAUCCACCAACAGUGAUAAGGGACAAUAUCAAUUGGCUAAGAGAUGUGACCAUCUUUGAUCAGCGUGUCCAGCCCCGGUCACCAGCAGAGGUCAACAACAACCCUUGCUUGCAAAAUAAUGGAGGAUGCAUCCAUUUCUGCUUUGCUCUGCCUGAAUUGCAUACCCCACAAUGUGGCUGUGCCUUUGGGAUCCUGCAAGGUGAUGGCAGAAGCUGUGCCAUUUCACCAGAAAACUUCCUCAUCUUUGCCCUGGAUAGUUCCUUGAGGAGCUUACACUUUGACCCUGAAGACUAUAGCCUACCUUUCACAGAAAUCAGUGUGGAAAGAAGGGCUGUGGCACUAGACUAUGACAGCAUAGAUAACAGAAUCUACUUCACACAAUUUUUAAGGUCUGGAAAAGGCCAGAUUUCCUAUGUCAACCUGAAUUCAGGGAGCAUUUCUUCCACUGUUGUUGCUUCAGACUUAGGGAGUCCUGAUGGCAUUGCCUUUGACUGGAUCAAUAGAAGAAUUUACUACAGUGACUACACCAACCAGUCAAUUCAGUCCAUGGCCACGGAUGGGUCUAAGCGCACUGUGAUAGCCCGAGUCGAAAGGCCAAGAGCAAUUGUGUUAGAUCCUUGCCAAGGGUACAUGUACUGGACUGACUGGGGUACUAAUGCCCAAAUUGAAAGAGCCACACUGGCAGGAAACUUCCGGCAAUCUGUGGUGAACACUGACCUGGUCUGGCCCAACGGGCUCACUCUGGACUAUGAAGAAGGCUUUCUCUACUGGACAGAUGCCAAUCUGAAGAAGAUUGAGCGCUGCACUGUAACAGGCAUGGAGCGAGAGGUCAUUGUCAGCAGAGUUGAUUUUCCUUUUGGCUUGACUGUCUAUGGCCAGUAUAUUUACUGGACUGACUGGAGCUCUCAAAAAAUUUACAGAGCUAACAAAUAUGAUGGGUCAAGUCUGACCGCAAUGACCACGAGUCUUCCCUCCCUGCCUAAGGGUAUUUGCGCUGUCGUGAAGGACCAACAGCAGUGUCACAAUCCUUGCAGUCAGUUUAAUGGGGGCUGCAGCAAUAUUUGUGCACCAGGUCCAAAUGGUCCCGAGUGCCAGUGUCCACAAGUGGGCCGAUGGUACCUGGCCAACAACAACAAGUACUGCAUCCCGGACAAUGGCACAAGGUGUGAUAGUUCCAAGUUCACCUGCCUCAGUGGGAACUGCAUCCCACAGCAGUUGAAAUGUAAUGACAUCGAUGACUGUGGUGACAGCAGUGAUGAGCUGGAAACUCUCUGUGCAUUUCACACCUGCCCUUCGACAUCCUUCACCUGUGCCAAUGGGCGAUGUGUCCAGUAUAGUUACCGCUGUGAUCACUACAAUGACUGUGGUGACAACAGUGAUGAGGCGGGGUGCCUGUUCAGGGCUUGUAACGAAACCUCGGAAUUUACUUGUCAUAAUGGAAAGUGCAUCCCUCUUCAGUUUGUCUGCGAUGGUAUAGACCACUGCCAUGAUAAUAAUACUUCAGAUGAGAAAAAUUGCUCUCAUCGCACUUGCCAGUCCGGAUAUGUAAAUUGUCUGAAUUCAAGUGUGUGUAUUCCUCGUACUUUCUUAUGUGAUGGAGACAAUGACUGUGGAGAUAUGAGUGACGAAAACCCCAUUUUCUGCGUCUCUGAGACGUGCAACAGCAAUGAAUUCCACUGCGCAUCUGGGCCCUGUAUUCCUAGCUUUUGGUAUUGUGAUAAAGAAAGAGAUUGUUCUGAUGGCUCUGAUGAACCUGCCACUUGUGAGUAUUCUGAGAUAACAUGCUCAAGUGAUGAAUUCAAGUGUGACAGUAACAGGUGCAUCCAAAUAGAGUGGGUCUGUGAUGGUGAUAAUGACUGUGGGGACAUGAGUGAUGAGGACGAAAGACACCACUGUGAGAAUCACAGCUGCUCCAGUUCCGAGUUUCACUGUGUAAAUAGUGUGCCCCCAUCCAGGAGGUGCAUUCCUCAGUCUUGGGUUUGUGAUGGCGAUGCCGAUUGCUCUGACGCCUAUGAUGAGCACCAGAACUGCACCAGAAGAACCUGCUCUGCAAACGAAUUCACCUGCACUAAUGGACUGUGUGUCCCGGACUGGUUCAGGUGUGACCGGCGCAAUGACUGUGGCGACUACAGUGAUGAGAGGGACUGCACGUAUGCUACCUGCGAUGAGCACCAAUUUACCUGUCAGAACGGGCUCUGCAUUAGUAAGGCCUACGUCUGCGAUGGGGAGAAUGACUGUGGAGACGACUCUGAUGAGCUGGAGCACCUCUGCCACACCCCAGAGACCACCUGUCCCCCUCACCAGUUCAGGUGUGACAACGGGCACUGCAUCGAGAUGGUGAAAGUCUGCAACCAACUAGAUGACUGUUUAGACAACAGUGAUGAGAAAGGAUGUGGUGUUAACGAGUGCAAUGAUGCUUCACUCAGUGACUGCGACCAAAACUGCACAGACACCUUAACCAGCUUCUAUUGUUCCUGUAAGCUUGGUUACAGGCUGCUGCCUGACAAGCGGACCUGUGUUGAUAUUGAUGAAUGCAAGGACACACCCUUUGUCUGUAGCCAGGAGUGUGAGAACACCUUGGGAUCUUACAUCUGCAAGUGUGCCCCAGGCUACAUCCGCGAACCAGAUGGAAAGAGCUGCCGGCAGAACAGCAACAUCGAGCCCUAUCUCAUUUUUAGCAACCGUUACUAUUUGAGAAAUCUAACCAUAGAUGGGUCUCUUUACUCCCUCAUUUUGCAAGGACUGGGUAAUGCUGUGGCAGUGGAUUUUGACCGAGUAGAAAAGAGAUUGUACUGGCUUGAUAUAGAGAACAAAGUCAUUGAGAGAAUGUUUCUGAAUAAGACAAACAGGGAGACAGUCAUAAAGCACAAUCUACCAGGUACAGAAAGUCUGGCUGUCGACUGGGUUACCAGAAAGCUCUAUUGGGUGGACUCCUACCUGAAUUGCCUUUCUGUCUCUGACCUCGAUGGUCGAUACCGCCGCAAGCUGGCCGAGCACUGUAUGGAUGCCAACAACACCUUCUGCUUUGAUAAUCCCAGAGGAAUUGCCCUUCACCCUCAGUAUGGGUAUGUCUAUUGGGCAGACUGGGCUGACCGAGCAUACAUUGGGAGAGUAGGCAUGGAUGGAACCAGUAAAUCUGUGAUUAUCUCCAACAAGAUAAAGUGGCCCAAUGGCAUCACCAUUGAUUACACCAAUGAUCUGCUCUACUGGACAGAUGCCCACCUGGGUUACAUUGAGUACUCUGAUUUGGAGGGCCGCCAUCGGCACACAGUGUAUGACACCAGGACACUGCCUCACCCCUUCGCUCUUACCAUUUUUGAAGACACUAUUUAUUGGACAGACUGGAAUACGAAGACAGUUGAAAAAGGCAACAAAUAUAAUGGGUCAAAUAGAGUGGUGCUGGUGAACACAACACACAGGCCCUAUGACAUCCGUGUGUAUCAUCCAUACAGGCAGCCAAUUGUGAAUAAUCCCUGUGGUACCAACAAUGGUGGCUGUUCUCACCUCUGCCUCAUCAAAGCAGGAGGAGGUGGAUUCACUUGCGAGUGUCCAGAUAACUUCCACACCUUCCAGCAUGGUGACAGCACCCAGUGCUUGCCCAUGUGCUCCAGCACCCAAUUCCUGUGCGCUAACCAUGAAAUGUGUAUUCCUAUCUGGUGGAAAUGUGACGGGCGGCAAGACUGCUCGGAUGGUUCCGAUGAACCCACCACUUGCCCGCAGCGCUACUGCCGGCUAGGACAGUUCCAGUGCAUGGACGGCAACUGCACCAACCCGCACGUCGUAUGCAACGCGCACCAGGACUGCCCUGAUGGGUCUGAUGAAGACUUUGUUCUUUGCGAGCAUCACCAGUGUGAGUCCAAUGAAUGGCAGUGUGCCAACAAGCGUUGCAUCCCGGAAUCCUGGCAGUGUGACUCGGAGAAUGACUGUGGCGAUAACUCGGAUGAAGACAGUUCCCACUGUGCCAACAGGACCUGCCGGCCGGGCUAUUUUAAGUGUGCCAAUGGCCACUGCAUCCCUCAGAGCUGGAAGUGUGAUGUAGACAAUGAUUGUGGAGACUACUCAGACGAGCCCAUCCAGGAGUGCAUGAGCUCGGCCUAUCGCUGUGACAACUAUACAGAAUUCGACUGUAAAACAAACUACCGCUGCAUCCCCCAGUGGGCUGUGUGCAAUGGUUUCGAUGACUGCAGGGACAACAGCGAUGAGCAAGACUGUGAGUCGAUGACAUGCAAACCUUCGGGAGAAUUUCGCUGUACAAAUCACCGCUGCAUCCCUCUUCGCUGGAGGUGUGACAGGCACAAUGACUGUGGAGACCACUCCGACGAGGAAAACUGCGCCCCCCGGGAGUGCACAGAGAGCGAGUUUCGAUGUGCUGAUCAGAGCUGCAUUCCUUCUCGAUGGAUCUGUGACCAAAACAAUGACUGUGGGGACAACUCGGAUGAGCGGGACUGCGAGAUGAUGACCUGCCAUCCUGGAUAUUUUCAGUGUGAUAGUGGGCACUGCAUUCCUGACCAAAUGAAAUGUGACGGCCUUGCCGACUGUCAUGAUGCCUCUGAUGAAGCCACCUGUCCCACCCGCUUUCCCCAUGGCGCAUACUGCCCGGCUACUAUGUUUGAAUGUAAAAAUCACGUUUGUAUCCAGUCAUCGUGGAAGUGUGAUGGUGAUAAUGACUGUGGCGAUGGUUCUGAUGAAGAGCUUCAUCUGUGCUUGAGUGUUCCCUGUGAUUCAGCACAGCGUUUCCGGUGUGACAACAAUCGCUGCAUUUAUCGUCACGAGCUGUGCAACCAUGAGGAUGACUGUGGAGAUGGAAGUGACGAGAAAAAGGAGAACUGUUUAGAACCAACGCCCAGACCUUGUACAGAAGAUGAAUUUAAGUGUAGCAAUGGACGUUGCAUUUCACAGCACCUGGUGUGUGAUGAUGUCGAUGACUGUGGUGACCAUUUUGAUGAGACAGGGUGCAAUACAGGAAAAGAAAGAUCAUGUGCUGAAAAUCUAUGUGAACACAACUGUACCCAAUUAAGUGGAGGAGGAUUCAUCUGCUCCUGUAGACCUGGGUUCAAAGCCAGUAGUUUGGACAGAAACUCCUGUGAAGACAUUAACGAAUGUGAGCAAUUUGGGGUCUGUCCCCAGAACUGCCACAAUACCAAAGGAAGUUACGAGUGUUCCUGUGCCCAAGGCUUCGUGUCUCUGAGUGACCACUAUGGACAACGGUGUGCAGCUGAUGGUAACCCUCCUUUGCUGCUACUGCCUGAAAACGUGCGAAUUCGAAAAUACAAUCUCUCAUCUGAGAAGUUCUCGGAUUACCUUGAAGAUCAGGAACGCAUUCAGGCCAUCGAUUAUGAUUGGGAUCCCGAGGGCAUCGGCCUCAGUAUUGUAUACUACACUGUGCAAGGGCAUGGCUCUAAUUUUGGUGCUAUCAAACGUGCCUACAUCCCCAACUUUGAAUCUGGUGGCAAUAAUCCUAUGAAGGAAGUUAACCUGGAUCUGAAAUACAUAAUGCAGCCAGAUGGAUUAGCAGUGGACUGGGUUGGAAGGCAUAUUUACUGGUCAGAUGCCAAGAGUCAGCGGAUCGAGGUGGCAAAACUUGAUGGAAGAUACAGAAAGUGGCUGAUUUCCUCUCAGUUGGAUCAACCAGCUGCGAUAGUUGUGAAUCCCAAACUAGGGUUUAUGUACUGGACUGACUGGGGCAAGGAACCUAAAAUCGAGUCUGCUUGGAUGGACGGGCAGCAUCGGAAAGUCCUGGUUCAGGAGGACCUCGGCUGGCCCACUGGCCUUUCCAUAGAUUAUGUGAACAAUGACCGGAUCUACUGGAGCGACCUCAAGGAGGACGUUAUUGAAACCAUAAAAUAUGAUGGGACUGAUAGGAGGAUUGUUGCAAUGUCAGCAAUGAACCCUUACAGUCUGGACAUCUUUGAGAGCCAGUUAUACUGGAUAUCUAAGGAUAAGGGAGAAAUAUGGAUCCAAGAUAAAUUUGGGCGAGAUGAGAAAGAGAAAUUGCUGAUAGUGAACCCUUGGCUAACUCAAGUUCGAAUCUUCCAUCAACGGAGAUAUAAUCAAUCAGUGCCCAACAGCUGUAAAGAGGUCUGCAGCCACCUGUGCCUCCUGAGACCUGGAGGAUACACCUGUGCCUGUCCCCAAGGCUCCAGAUUUACAGCUGGGAGCGUCACCGAGUGUGAUGCAGCCAUCGAAAGCCCUAUCCUCAUGCCCCAUCCAUGCAGGUGUAUGAACGGCGGAAACUGCUAUUUUGAUGAGAAAGACCUCCCCAAGUGCAAGUGUCCUAGUGGCUACUCGGGAGAAUAUUGUGAAAUAGGGCUUUCAAAGGGCACUCCUCCAGGAACAACAAUCGCCGUGCUGUUGACAGUCAUCCUGAUCAUCAUCAUUGCAGUAUUGGCGACAUUAGGAUUUUUCCACUAUAGGAAAACUGGCUCCCUGUUCCCUUCUCUGCCCAAGCUGUCAAGCUUAAGCAGUCUUUCCAAAUCCUCUGAAAAUGGAAAUGGGGUGACCUUCAGAUCAGGGGAAGAUGUUAGUAUGGAUAUUGGAGUGUCUGGUUUUGGGCCUGAGACUGCUAUUGACAGAUCAAUGGCGAUGAGUGAACAUUUUGCCAUGGACUUGGGAAAGCCGCCCAUAAUAUUUGAAAACCCAAUGUAUGCUUCCAGGGACAGUGCCAUCAAAGUGGUUCAGCCAACAACAGCCCCGGUAACUGAAUCCCGAAAUGUGUAUAACAAAAACUAUGGAAGUCCCAUAAACCCCGAUGAAUUAGUUCCAGACCCAAAGUCAACUUCCCCAAGUGCUGAUGGAACUCAGGCAACAAAAUGGAAUAUCUUCAAACGAAAACCAAAACAAAAUGCCAAUUUUGAGAAUCCAACCUAUUCUGAGAUGGAUAAUGAGCCAAAGGUCAGUGCUACUGUGACCCCACCUCCAUCACCUUCACCUGCUGCUAAGACUUCUGGGAAAAAAGGCCCCACUCCAACCUACAGUGCAACAGAAGACACAUUUAAAGACACUGCAAACCUUGUUAGAGAAGAUUCUGAGGCAUAGCUGUGCCAGCUAUUUAGGGAAUAAUUAGAAACACACAUUUGCACAUAUAUUUUUUACAAACAGAGGAAAAAAUUAACAUUCAGUACUUUAUUAAAAAAAUAUAUAUUUUCCCCCUGUACUCUUAUAGUUGGAUGUGUCCAUGGAAGCAGUCCUUUGUAUGUCUUUUUUACUUAUGCCAUCUUAUAUUUUUACAAAUAAUUAUCACAAUGUACUAUAUGUAUAUCUUUGCACUGAAGCUGUCUGAAGGUAAUGCUAUAAAUAUAUUGUACAUUUGUAAAUUUUGGAAAGAUUAUCACAUCAUUAAAUUUGCUAAUGAAAGUAUCUGCUGAAUUGGUUGGUGAUCGUUACAUUAAAUGAUCCAGUGAAGAAAAGAAUUGACUUGGGGCCUUUAGCCAUGUCAAAAGAAGAGGUAUCACUCGUAUUCUCUGUAGAAUUAUCAAGGGAAUCCAGGCCCCACUCUUGGGGCCAUUUUCACACAUCAGCACUUAAUGUUCAAUAGUACAUGUAACCUCAUUAAUAGCAUAUUGACAGAGGUGCAGAUAACACAGAAGGUAGAAAAAGCAAUUCAGUUUCACCCUUCUGCAUGUUUGCAUUAUCUAACCAAGACACUGUUUCCUAUGUGUUCUCUCACUCGCUGCCAGGUCAGCAUUUUAAUUUUAAUGCCUGAGAAAAUCCUGUGUCAUGAAGUGUCCUGCAAAGAGUUUGUAUGCAAUCGAAUGAACUCUCAUUUAAUGGACCCUGGGAUGGCUUCCACCGUUGCCUGCAUCUCAGGGGGUCACCUACCCUAGAAACCGGAGCUCAGGAGCUCAGUUACUAAAAGCAAAUCUGUGUCUUCGUAAAGGAAGGAGCGAAACAAAUACCGGUUAAGCAAAGCCUCAGCUGGGUGUUUGUGUUUCUGUGUGUGAAAAUUUCCUUGUAAUGACUAUUUAUUUCCUCCAUUGAACAUGAAUAGAAAGGGAAACCGUCCUUACUGAGCCUUUUUUAGGUCCUUUGGCAAAAUCGUACAUUUGUAUCAGAAUGUCCUGCAGAGCCUUGCUCUCCUCCUGAAUAGCAGCUAUAGUCCCUGCAGUGUGAACCCUGGCAGGAAUACAGUCUCCGUACCAAGUAGCAUUCCCGGCUCUCUGUGCUACUAUUGCACGUUUUAAAACAAUGAAUGAAUGAAUGGAUGGAUGGAUGAAACAUAUACUACUGAUUAUUUUAUUUCUGAGUUCUCAAAAUAUUUUUGCUCAUAUUUUGAGUGCUUAUUGUAAUUACUUUGAAAUGUACUUUGAUUAGAAAGGCAAAUGGAAAUGAUGCUGCUAAAAUUUUUCUAAUAAAUGUGUAUUUUAUCAAA
Camelus dromedarius (Arabian camel) is the source of this 15440-nucleotide messenger RNA. It is a transcript of the gene LRP2, whose product is annotated as LDL receptor related protein 2. Gene Ontology annotation, molecular function: protein binding; calcium ion binding; hormone binding. NCBI's taxonomy places the organism in Eukaryota, Metazoa, Chordata, Mammalia, Artiodactyla, Camelidae. The coding region runs from base 149 to 14107 and encodes 4652 amino acids. The transcript is spliced from 79 exons. The record is from RefSeq and is a predicted model, not a curated record. Gene Ontology annotation, cellular component: signaling receptor complex; plasma membrane; apical plasma membrane. Gene Ontology annotation, biological process: receptor-mediated endocytosis.